Messenger RNA from Ruditapes philippinarum (Manila clam), 4512 nucleotides. RefSeq lists its product as uncharacterized. The transcript has 2 exons. Bases 131 to 2215 code for a protein of 694 amino acids. The record is from RefSeq and is a predicted model, not a curated record. Lineage: Eukaryota; Metazoa; Mollusca; Bivalvia; Venerida; Veneridae. Gene Ontology annotation, molecular function: protein binding.
UAAAUCCAGAAAAACCAGAAAAACCAAAUUACUCUUAUUGUAAACUUCUAAAAUAUUUUGUUUUUCUUUAAAAUACUGAACAUCUAGUGACUUCAUGAUCUUAAAUCUGCAGCAGAUAUAAACAAAAAGAAUGUAUCAAGUACCAAAUUACACCCAGACUGUGUCAAUGAGAUUAUCAGAGGUUCUGGCUGAUAUAGGUGUUGAUGAGAGAAUGAUACUGAAGAGGAGAAGAACAUGGCUUCUGAGAGAAUCACUAAUAAAUAUAAAUGACCAACUACUUGAUAAGAAUAGUAUUUUAACACACAUUUUUGGGAGUCAAUCAGAAGGUACAACUACAAUAGGAAUGCAAUCAGACUUAGAUCAACUUAUAUACAAUAAAACAUUUAAUGUGAUACAAGACUGGAGUGACUGGAUACCUGGUGUAGGUAAUCUCUUGAUGAUUCAAGAUAAUUCUGUAUCUCCUGGGUAUUGUUUACUUCAAUGUCUGAGAGUUGAUGUACCUCUUUCUGCUAAUGGUGAUUCUGAUCAAUACUUCUUCAAAGACAGAACAGGAAAAUUGUUUUUUACGAAUUCUAUAGUAAAUAUUUGCAAUAGAGACCGCGAAAUACAUGGGCCUGCAGGUAUACUAAAAGGACAAUCAGGCUACAAUGAUUUAGAUAAAGUGUUUGCUCUACAUUGUACAACAUGGCCCCAACAAGCUAGACAAUGGUUGGAUCAACAAGAUGAAGAUCAAUGGCCGUCUGCUGAAAUGAAACAAUAUUGCAGCAGAACUGGAUGCUUUGUUGUUGGUGUUGGAUGUAGAGGCAGUAAACAUGAGCAACUUGAAUGGAGAAUAUCAACAUCUUUAGCAGAAAGGUGUUUAAUGUUCAACCUGAAUAUUACACAGAUUCGCUGUUAUGUCUUAAUGAAAGUGAUCUUAAAAGCAUAUAUUACUCCAUUCUUUCAAGAUGUGAUAUCCAGUUACAUGUGUAAAACUGUAGUCUUCCACUGUAUUGCUAAUACACAUUCUAACAUCUGGAGAAAAAAUAACUUACUUUCUUGUCUAACACAAUGUUUAUAUCUCCUGUACACCAAUAUCAUUAAUGAGAAUUGUCCACAUUUUAUCAUACCUGGGAACAAUUUAAUGAGGGGAAAAAUUUCACCUGCAGUCAAACCAUAUAUCCUGGAAAUACUCAACAAUAUUAUCAACAGUGAAGGAGUGGCACUACUUGGCAUUAAAUGUGAUGCUCUUGGUUCAAGGCUUCAUCUCAAGUUUUAUAACUUAUGUCCAUUCAAGGAAAGUGAUAUUAUUUCAGGAACACUAUUAUUUAAUCUGGCUCUCGGAAAAUCUCACACACUAACAGAAACUUGUAAUCUUCUUAAGGACAGUAGUCCUAAUGAAGCUGUAGAAAAAUUAAAAAAAUAUAUAUUAAAAGCAUUCUACUGUCAAUAUGAAGGAUUGGCUAAGACAGCCAGUCUUCUUCUGUUACGGUGGUAUUGUACAACACUUGGAUCUGUCCUGGCUUCACGCAACAUCUGUCUAUACAACACUGUAUCAGCCGAUGCCCUCAAACUCAUCUCACUUGGUCUGACUACAGAUGUUGCAUCAAGUAAACUUAAACUAGCUUCAAUCCUUUACUGUGUUCAAGAAAUACAAAAAGCUGACCUAGUAAUCAGUGAGAUUGAAAGAAGUUAUGAUCUUCAAAUUGUUGAGUCUGUCUGUUGUUGUUAUCAAUUUGAGAAAAUAUUUAAACAAGGAUUUGCGCAAUUAUGUGACAAUUAUAAUGAAGAAGUCUUACAGUAUACAACAGCAUCAUGUGUUAGAUUUCUGCCAUGUGAAAUUCACUGUGUACCAACUGAACUCAGAUAUGAAAUGUUUAGAUCUACACAAGAGGACAGAAUGUUUCGUACAGAAGAUGAUGAAUGGAUGGAUUGUGCUGUGGUGGAUUCCCUCCCUUACCUCUACUUUCUACAAUACAAAGUUUACAACCAUUUAGGGAGACAUGAUCAGAAACAAGCUGCGCUCUUAAAACUUAUCAGUACCAUAAAAGAAGAACCAAACCUUGGACAUCGGGAAACAGCUCUAAAUAUUCUUGGAAAGUGCAUGGAACAAGAAGGUAGAGCUGGAGACGCUUUACAGUGUUAUUCUAUGUCACUAAAUAUAAGGAGGAGAAACAAUGCUGCAAAGUUUCAUAUGAGUAUACUCCUAUCUGUACUGAUAAAUACAAGGACAUAAAAGUUACGACAAAAUAUGACAAUGACAAAAGCAGGACAGAAAAAGAAAGUUGGAAUAACUACAAGCUAGAUAAGGACAGCAACAUUUACACUAUUUAAAUAUUAUAUUCUUUUUGAAAUAGCAUAUUUCUUGUAAACACUUUGGAAUGUGUAAUAAAAUUCAUCCAUCCCUGUAUGAAAGGAUAAAAUAUCAGUUGAUGUAGGACAGCUCACUUGACUAUCCUCAGAGCUUUAUAAUAAAACAAAUAAAACAAGAGCUUGGAUUAUGUAGGAAUAAACUAAAAUCAUUAAAAAAAAUACAUUACAUAAUUUUGAGAAAAAAGAAUACUUUUUGUAUUCACAAAUUGUCAUCCAUAAUUAAAAGUUAAAAUACAUGCCAGAGUCAUGGGCCUUAGAGGGUUAACUCCUAUUAUGAUCUCAAAUAUGUGUAACUAGCAAAUAUCUUUGGUGUUUAACAAGAUAUGAUGUUGAAAAAGUAACAAAUAAUAACUGUAACCAAAGUGUUAUGCCAACUCCAGGAUGAGAAGAACUAUGAACACCAUUCUUCUUUGAAUAUUAAUAUAGUAUAAACUUCAUGUUCAUGACUGCAAGAGAGAACCGAUGUGAUUUGAAGUACAUGACAUACAAAUAUGUUAUUUUACCUAUUUUUAACCUAUUCUAAGCACGGUCUUAAUGGUCAUAUCAAUACUGUAAUUUAAGCAAGAGGGCUAUGAUGGCCAUGAAAUCACCCAUCCGAAUAUAGAAACUCUCCAUGACAAGGGACAAGUAAUAAUGUAAACUUUUAACAAAAGUAGAUAUAAAAUCUUAAUCUUAAACUGAUAUCAUAAAGUUCAUAUUUGUAUCUGAAAUACUGCUAGUGUAAAAUCAUUACUGGUGGCUAUUGCUAAAGUAAAACAAAUGUUCCAAAAGGAUGUGUACAUAUAAGGAAAAUGAAUGACCCCACCAGGCCAAAUUCAUUUAUUAAUUUUUUUAAUUUUUUACAAUAUACAUAAAAGGAAAAUCAAUAACCCACUUGGGCAGGGCCAAUUUAUGACCCUAAGGGUUUUUAUGUGUAAUGAACGAACUUGGUAGACAUCCAUCAGAAGAUUUUUAUUGCCAAAUAUCUAAGCUCCAGCACUUUUAUUUUUUUUAAAAGAUGUUUUAAUUUUUUUACUACAUGUAUAUACAUAUAAGGAAAAUCAAUGACUGGGGCGGUCCCAACUCACUAAAAUAUAUUUCAUGCUUAAUAUCUAAGCUCUAGCUAUUUGUCUUUUUAAGAAGAUGUAUUUUAGUUUUUACUUUAUUCAUAUAGGAAAAUCAAUGACCCCCCGGACAGGCUAAUUUUAACCCCGUGGUAUUUAUUUGAACCAACUUGGUAGACACCCAUUAGAAGAUGUUUCAUUCUAUAUAUCUAAGCUCUAGCUGUUUGUUUUUUUAAAAAAAGAUUUUUUUUCAAUAUAUAUGUACAUAUAAGCAAUAUCAACGACCCCCUAGGGCGGGCCAAUUUUGCACCCCAGGGCUUUUAUUUGGACAAACUUGGUAGACACUUACUAGAAGAUAGUUAUGCUAAAUGAUUUAGUUUUCACUAUUUGUGUUUUUUAGAGGAUUUUUCUAGUUUUCCACUAUAUUCAUAUGAGGAAAAUCAAUGCCCCCCAGGGCAAUCCAAUUUUAACCCCAGGGCUUUUAUUUGAACAAACUUUGUAGACACCAAUUAGGAGAUCUUUCAGGCUUAAUAUUUAAGCUCUAGCUCAUUUGGUUUUUAAAGCAGAUUUCAAAGUUUUUACAACAUACAUAUAAGGAAAAUCAAUGAGCCCCCCCCCCCCCAGGGUACAGCCAAUUUUGACCCCACGGCUUUUAUUUGAACAACCUGGUAGACCCCUACUAGCAGAUGUCUCAUGCUUAAUAUCUAAGCUGUAGCUAUUUGGUUUUUUUUUCAAAAGAAGAUUUUGUUAGUUUUUUCUAUAUACAUAUAGGGAAAAAUCAAUGGCUUUUAUUUGAACAAUUGUUUUACCUAUAAUAAUGUCAACAGCUAUCCCUAACAGUGAGACAUACUUAUUUACAGUUUAUUGUAGAGAUAUAGUUAUAUAAUUAUACAAUUAACUAUUAAUUUAAUGAUCAUGUAAUCUUGCUACAAAUGUAGCUGGUAACUACUGACAAAUAAUUCCAGACAGGAUUAAAUGGUAAGUACUGAUAAGUAAUCCAGGAAAGCCGUUGAUGUGGACUGACUGCCAAGUUCUUGAACUCAGCAUAAAAAGCACACAUACUUUGACAGUCUGAAAAAUGUCAGUUGUCAUUUGAUUUAAGUGAAAAUUCUGUACA